AUUUUUGUCUCUCUCUUUCUCUCUCCUUCUCUCUCUCUCUCUUUUAUUUUCAGGCUGAGGGAUUCAGGCAGAGAGAGAGACAAGGGGGGAUAAUUUCUUUUCUUUAAAAAAACAAAACAAAAGAAAGGCAGCCAUCUUUCUUAAAAAUAAACCUCACCCUUUUGUACCUCCAGUCAGCGUAGACAGUGGCGGCUGGAACACCUCUGCACCCCUAUGGGUUAAUCUCUGAAGCCUUUUUUGGGAUCCAGAUUGCGAAAGAAACUGAAAUUGAUCUGGGGAGAAGGAGGAGGUGGGAUAUGCGGGGUCCGCUGGGGAUCGAAGAGGACCCGAUAGAAGACAUGGAGAAUGAAGAGAUGUCAGAAGAGGAAGCUGGAGGUAUGGAAGCAAUAGACUUUUUUUCUGAAGAACUCCCCCCUAAGAGAAAGAAAUCCAAAAAAUCCAAGGAAGGCAAACUAUCGAAAACUAAAAGAAGAAAAAAAGAGGGAAGUGAUGAGGACGUAUCAGAAAAUCAAGAUGAGCUUGAGGAAAAGUCAGAAAGUGAAGGAAGUGAUUAUGCUCCCAACAAAAAGAAGAAGAAAAAGCUCAAAGAAAAGAAAGAAAAAAAAGCUAAACGUAAAAAGAAAGAUGAUGAUGAUGAUGAAAAUGAAGAAGGUGGAAUUAAGGAGCCUAAAACUUCAUCUCAGUUAAUGGAAGAGUGGGGCCUAGACAAUGUGGACUAUGUUUUCUCAGAGGAAGAUUAUCAUACAUUGACCAACUACAAGGCUUUCAGUCAGUUUCUCAGGCCUUUAAUUGCAAAGAAGAAUCCAAAAAUCCCAAUGUCGAAGAUGAUGACUGUACUUGGGGCAAAAUGGAGGGAGUUCAGUGCUAAUAAUCCACUAAAGGGAAGUUCUGCAGCAGCUGCAGCUGCUGCGGUCGCAGCAGCAGUUGAAACUGUGGUUGUUUCUCCUCCACUAUUGGUCCUUCCCCCCCAACCAGUCCAACCCGCACCUAUAAGGAAGGCAAAAACCAAGGAAGGAAAAGGACCUGGUGUAAGGAAAAAAUCUAAACCGUCCAAGGAUAACAAGAAAAAAGCUAAAGGCAAGAAAGUGGCAAACCUCAAAUUUAAAUUCGGAGGGGUGGCCAGCAAAAGAAAAAAAGGUUCAUCAAGUGAGGAGGAUGAAAGAGAAGAGUCCGACUUUGACAGCGCCAGCAUCAACAGCUCAUCUGUGCGUUCCGAUAUCAGUGCUGGAUUAGGAAAGAGAGGCAAAAAAGUAAAGAAAAAGAAGAGAGUUGAAGAAGGUGACGGUUAUGAAACAGACCAUCAGGAUUACUGCGAAGUUUGUCAGCAGGGAGGGGAAAUCAUAUUAUGUGACACAUGCCCCCGUGCCUAUCACCUCGUCUGCCUGGAUCCUGAACUGGAAAAAGCCCCAGAGGGCAAGUGGAGUUGCCCACACUGUGAAAAAGAAGGUAUCCAAUGGGAACCAAAGGAAGAUGAUGAGGAUGAAGAAGAUGGGGGAGAAGAAGAAGAGGAGGAAGAUGACCACAUGGAGUUUUGUCGUGUUUGUAAAGAUGGGGGUGAACUUCUGUGCUGUGACACUUGUCCCUCUUCUUAUCAUUUGCACUGUCUUAACCCACCUUUGCCUGAAAUACCAAAUGGUGAAUGGCUGUGCCCUCGUUGUACGUGUCCACCUUUGAUAGGCAAAGUUCAACGAAUACUACACUGGUCAUGGAGAGAACCUCCCCCUCCAUCAAGCUUCCCCUCCGAUAUAGAUCCCCUCAUGCCACCUCCAAAGCCUGUCGAUGGCAUUCCAGAAAGAGAAUUCUUUGUCAAAUGGGCAGGGCUGUCCUACUGGCACUGCUCCUGGGUUAAGGAAUUACAGCUAGAAUUGUAUCAUACAGUUAUGUUUCGUAAUUACCAAAGAAAGAAUGACAUGGAUGACCCACCUCCGUAUGACUAUGGGUCUGGGGAUGAAGACGGCAAAAGUGAAAAACGGAAAAACAAAGAUCCGCUGUAUGCAAAGAUGGAAGAAAAGUUUUACCGAUAUGGCAUAAAAGCAGAAUGGAUGAUGAUACAUCGAAUAAUGAAUCACAGUUUUGAUAAGAAGGGAGACGUUCAUUAUCUGAUCAAGUGGAAGGACCUGCCUUAUGAUCAGUGCACAUGGGAAAUCAACAAUAUAGACAUUCCAGAUUAUGAAAACCAGAAACACUCUUACUGGGACCACAGGGAGUUGAUGCUCGGUGAAGAUGCAAGACCUCUUAGAUUUAAGAAGAACAAAAAGACGAAAGAUGAGAAUCUGGAAAAACCACCUUUAGCCCCAAUAGUUGAUCCAACUGUAAAGUUUGAUAAACAGACUUGGUACAUAGAUUCUACAGGAGGAACGUUACACCCUUACCAGUUAGAAGGAUUGAACUGGUUAAGGUUUUCCUGGGCACAAGGAACCGAUACUAUUCUUGCAGACGAAAUGGGUCUUGGCAAGACUGUCCAGACUAUUGUUUUCCUCUACUCCCUUUACAAAGAGGGUCAUUCCAAAGGUCCAUAUUUGGUCAGUGCACCAUUGUCAACUAUCAUCAAUUGGGAACGGGAAUUUGAGAUGUGGGCACCGGAAUUUUAUGUUGUAACAUACAUUGGUGAUAAAGACAGUCGAGCAGUUAUAAGAGAAAAUGAGUUUUCUUUUGAAGACAAUGCCAUCAAAAGUGGGAAGAAGGUGUUUCGCAUGAAAAAAGAAGCCCAGAUAAAAUUUCAUGUGCUGCUUACAUCUUACGAGCUAAUCACAAUUGAUCAUGCUAUCUUGGGUUCUAUUGAGUGGGCAUGCCUUGUAGUGGAUGAGGCACACCGGCUGAAAAACAGCCAAUCGAAAUUCUUUAGGGUAUUAAAUAGCUACAAGAUUGACUAUAAACUGCUGCUAACUGGAACUCCGCUUCAGAAUAAUUUAGAAGAACUUUUCCAUCUUCUCAAUUUCCUGACACCUGAACGAUUUAAUAACCUAGAAGGGUUUUUGGAAGAGUUUGCAGACAUCUCCAAGGAAGACCAAAUUAAGAAACUUCAUGACGUGCUGGGACCCCACAUGCUGAGGCGGCUGAAAGCAGAUGUCUUUAAGAACAUGCCAGCCAAAACAGAAUUAAUAGUACGAGUGGAGCUUAGCCAAAUGCAAAAGAAGUAUUAUAAGUUCAUAUUAACAAGAAACUUUGAGGCUUUGAAUUCGAAAGCAGGUGGAAACCAAGUUUCAUUGCUCAACAUCAUGAUGGACCUAAAGAAGUGCUGUAAUCACCCUUAUCUCUUUCCCGUUGCUGCUGUGGAGGCCCCAGUUUUGCCAAAUGGAUCAUACGAUGGAAAUUCUUUGGUUAAAUCUUCUGGCAAGCUGAUGCUUCUACAAAAAAUGCUGAAGAAACUAAAGGACGGAGGGCACAGGGUGCUGAUUUUUUCUCAGAUGACAAAAAUGCUGGACUUACUUGAAGAUUUUUUAGAAUAUGAAGGCUAUAAAUAUGAACGAAUAGAUGGAGGAAUUACAGGAGGGCUACGCCAGGAGGCGAUUGACAGAUUUAAUGCUCCCGGUGCUCAGCAAUUCUGCUUUCUCCUGUCCACUCGAGCUGGAGGUCUGGGUAUAAAUUUAGCUACUGCUGAUACUGUAAUAAUUUAUGACUCAGACUGGAACCCUCACAAUGACAUACAGGCAUUCAGCAGAGCUCACAGGAUCGGGCAGAAUAAAAAAGUGAUGAUCUACCGGUUUGUCACUAGAGCCUCUGUAGAAGAGAGAAUCACACAGGUGGCAAAGAGGAAAAUGAUGUUGACCCACUUGGUCGUGCGGCCAGGACUUGGGUCUAAAUCGGGGUCUAUGUCAAAGCAAGAAUUGGAUGAUAUUUUAAAAUUCGGCACUGAGGAACUGUUUAAAGAUGAUGUUGAAGGCGAGAGUAUUAAGAAACAAAUUGCUGACCAGCAUUGUGGUACCUUAACCGCGUACAAGAAAACUGGUGAUAACAAGGAUGUGGAAGACAGCAGUGUUAUCCACUAUGAUGAUGCUGCCAUUUCAAAACUUUUGGACCGAAACCAAAAUGCAACCGAAGAUACGGAUAUCCAAAAUAUGAACGAAUAUCUAAGUUCUUUUAAAGUGGCCCAGUAUGUUGUGCGGGAAGAAGAUGGUGUGGAGGAAGUGGAACGAGAAAUAAUUAAACAGGAAGAGAAUGUUGAUCCAGAUUAUUGGGAAAAGCUGCUUCGUCAUCAUUAUGAGCAACAGCAGGAAGAUCUUGCCAGGAAUCUCGGCAAAGGGAAGCGCAUUCGCAAGCAGGUCAACUACAAUGAUGCCUCACAAGAGGACCAAGAAUGGCAAGAUGACCUGUCUGACAACCACUCAGAGUAUUCAGUUGGUUCAGAAGAUGAGGAUGAGGAUUUUGAAGAGAAGCCUGAAGGUGGCAGAAGGCAGUCUCGACGGCAAUUAAAGAGUGACAGAGAUAAACCACUUCCCCCACUUCUGGCAAGAGUUGGAGGAAACAUUGAGGUCCUUGGAUUUAAUGCCCGACAGCGCAAAGCCUUUUUAAAUGCAAUUAUGAGAUGGGGAAUGCCACCACAAGAUGCUUUUAAUUCAAACUGGCUUGUCCGAGAUCUCAGAGGAAAGAGUGAGAAAGAAUUCAGGGCAUACGUGUCCUUAUUUAUGAGACAUCUGUGUGAACCUGGAGCGGAUGGAGCAGAAACCUUUGCUGAUGGGGUUCCUAGAGAAGGGCUGUCACGUCAGCACGUUCUCACUAGAAUUGGAGUCAUGUCACUGGUUCGAAAGAAGGUGCAAGAAUUUGAUCAAGUCAAUGGAAAGUACAGUACCCCAGAUCUAAUCCCAGAGAGUGUACAAAACAAAAAAUGUUUUGAUCUGGUUUCCUCUGAUCCAAACACACCGGUAGCAGCCAGUCCAGCUCCAUUGCCUCCUGGAGCAACAACAGUGACAGAAAAGUGUGACGGGCAGUCUGUGCUGCAAGAGGACUCUGAGAUGGUGGAGCUCAAGCCCAAAUAUCCUGCAGAGGCACAGCCUAAUGCCAAACAGGAGAAAUCUGAGCAAGAAGAAUUAAAUGAGGAUUUGGACAUGAAAGAAAUUAAAAUGAAGGAUACAGAAGAGGAUGAGGAAAAAGAAUCAACAGAUCAGGUUUCUAAAGCAGCUGAGACCCACGAGGAGCAAGAAAAACCAUCAGAGAAGUCAGAAUCCUGUGUAACAACAAACAAAGUAGAGGACAAUGAGCUCAAAACGGGUACAAGUGAAGAUAAUAAACCAGAUGAAAAGGAAGAAUGUGAGACCCAGCAGAAUGGUGAAAAUGAUAUCAAACAGGAAGAGGAUGAAGGAAAAAAAGAAGAUAAAAAUAGCAAAUUUAAAUUUAUGUUUAAUAUCGCAGAUGGUGGAUUUACAGAACUUCACACACUGUGGCAAAAUGAAGAGCGAGCUGCAAUCUCCUCGGGGAAAAUGUAUGAUAUAUGGCAUAGAAGACAUGAUUACUGGCUUCUGGCUGGGAUUGUCACACAUGGUUAUGCCCGCUGGCAGGAUAUUCAGAAUGACCCCCGCUAUUUGAUCUUAAAUGAGCCGUUUAAGUCGGAGAUUCACAAAGGAAAUUAUCUAGAAAUGAAAAACAAGUUUCUUGCUCGGAGAUUCAAGCUAUUAGAACAAGCGUUAGUGAUCGAAGAGCAGCUGCGAAGGGCAGCCUAUCUCAACAUGACUCAAGACCCAAAUCACUCGGCCAUGGCACUCAAUGCGCGACUAGCUGAAGUGGAAUGUCUCGCUGAGAGCCAUCAGCAUCUCUCCAAAGAGUCUCUUGCAGGAAAUAAGCCGGCUAAUGCUGUUCUUCACAAAGUUCUGAAUCAGCUGGAAGAGUUGCUAAGCGAUAUGAAGGCAGAUGUGACCCGUUUACCCUCAAUGCUGUCUAGAAUACCGCCUGUUGCAGCCCGCCUUCAGAUGUCUGAGCGCAGUAUUCUUAGUAGACUCACCAACCGAGGAGGUGACCAGACUAUCCAGGGAACAUUUGGAUCCUCUCAAAUGUAUAAUAACAACUUUGGCCCCAAUUUCCGAGGACCUGGUCCUGGCAGCAUUGUCAACUACAGCCAGAUGCCUCUUGGACCAUACGUGACUGCAUCCAAUGGGACCCACUCGGCAUAUCCCGACAAGAAAAUGAUCGAUUCCCUAAAGGAUUGUGCGUCAUUGGAUCGGAAAGGGAGACUCAGUGACAUCAUCUUUAUUGAAGAUUAAAUCACAGCCUAAAGGGGAAGUUGAAUCCGCCAUCCACAUACUUAGAUUGCUCUACCAUGAAAUGGACUUCUUGUUAAAAGGGAUUUCAUUUCCUAGUACAUUUUUUGCACUUUCUUAUUGAAGACUUGAAGAGUUUGUCUUGAUAAAAGUUGAAAUACUUACCAAGGGUAUUAUUGUGAUGUUUCUGUUUCUCUUUUUAUCAAUUUUGAAAAGAAACCUGGUUGAUGUCCAGGAACCAACUUGCUAACCUGAGGCCUUUUAUGUUUGUCAAAAACCAUUUUGUUGCUGAAAGGUUCCCUAUCUGUUGCAGAGCAAUGAAUGUGGGACCUGUGUGGGCGCUGGAGGGGGUUUGAUCUCAAGUGUUUUCGUUAUGGUAUCAGAUGCUGCAUGGCUAUCCUUAGUCUCCCUAAGCUUUCCAUGUCAUUGCUUUCCAUGAUGUCUGGGGAAAAUGAACAUCUGCUCUUUGGUAAGGGAUCUGCGCCCACUUACUUAUGGAUUGGAGGCUGCACAAUCCCACCCAGUACAUUGUAUCGUGUAUCCAUGCUUUCUGUAUUUCCAUUCUCUCUGUACCACUGCCUUGUACCCCAUGUAUUCUUGGGCUAGUCCAAAAUAUGCACCAUAUGCCACGUUCAGGUAUAAAAUCAAUGGUUUGGCUUAUAAAAAGUAAGACAUCUGCAUGUGAAUUAUAGUAUAUAGAAAACUACUUUCAUCCCAGUUUUUGCCCUAGCGUUUCACUAUUAAUAAUAUCAGGGUGGAGUUAUCGGGGUGCACUGUUCAUUUAACUAUAUAAAGAAUUCCAUUUUCUAUUUGAACCCCAAGCUUUCUCAUUACAGUGUAUAAGGCAGCUCUAAAAUAUGCCCUAACCUUUAAGCUUGCCUUAUAGAAGUCAUCCGGAGCUGGGCUUUUGUUAUAAUGUAUAUUACUGUGCAACCCAUGCGACAGACCUGGGAGUUGGCUUUGGACCUGCAACACUCCAGAUAUUAGAUGUUUAGGAAUAUAUGGGAGCUGAGCCCAGAAGCAAUCAAAAUAAAAAUGGGAACAAACACAAAGCUUCUCAGUGACUUGUAUAUAUGAACUGCAACUCCCAAACCAUAUGUAAAACUACAUUUUAUUCAACUGGUCCAUUAGAAUCAUCCGUAAAUAGUGUGGCACCAGUUUUUCCUGAAAAUGUCCAUAUUCAAGAAAUACUGACCCAUCCUGCAGCAACUUGCACCCAUGUCAUGUCCUUACGAGAGGGAAGAGAGAUGGGAAUCAGAGAUUACACCUGUAUGAUGUUCCUAUGCGUUUAUAAGCUGUGCCGUAUGUUUAAUAUGUGAGUGGUUACAGAGAGCCCCAUUUUCACCCCAUCGUCCAUAUCUUUACUUACUACCUAAGCCAAUACAGUAAAGAUAUAAAAACUCCAUCCCUGCUUGUCUUUGUGGGCCAAGACACUAAAGCUGUACAGAUGUUUAUGACUUAUUCUGUAGGUUAAUUUGAAUGUAUCACAAAAAAAAAAAAAAAUAAAACUGAAAAUGAUGUUUUGACCAA
Molecule: messenger RNA, 7721 nt
Organism: Xenopus laevis (African clawed frog)
Lineage: Eukaryota; Metazoa; Chordata; Amphibia; Anura; Pipidae
Gene: chd5.S
Product: chromodomain helicase DNA binding protein 5 S homeolog
Exons: 41
Coding region: 297-6194 (1965 amino acids)
Source: RefSeq, a predicted model, not a curated record